Messenger RNA from Alligator mississippiensis (American alligator), 10352 nucleotides. RefSeq lists its product as uncharacterized. The transcript is spliced from 4 exons. The record is from RefSeq and is a predicted model, not a curated record. Lineage: Eukaryota; Metazoa; Chordata; Crocodylia; Alligatoridae. The coding region runs from base 9168 to 10118 and encodes 316 amino acids.
GGGGUCUUCAGGGUCCCUGGAGUGUGCAAGUCACUGAAGUUGCACUUGGUGGCAGCAAGUGGAGCCAGCCCCACCCAGGCCCAUAACACGCAGCUCCUGCCCAAAUCCCUGACUGCACAUGGUGACAGUGUAUGGGGCUAGCCCCACUCAGCCCAGUAGUGCUUCCGCCUUAAUCCCCAGCUGCACAUGGUGGCAGGGUGUGGUGCCAGCUCCACCCAGCCCCAUAACAUGCAGCUUCUGCACUCCCACCUGAGUCCCUGACCAGAAGUGGUGGCAGCAUGUGAGGCCAGCCCAGCCUGGCCCCAUAGCAUUCCCAUCUAAGUCCCUGGCUACACAUGAUGGCAGGGUGUGGGGCCAGCCCUACCCAGCCCCAUUGUGUGCAGCUUCUGCACUCCCACCACAGUCCCCAGCCACAUGAGGUGGCAGCAUGCAGGGCCAGCCAGCCCCAUAGCACAUAGCUCCUGGCACUCCUGCCCCUUUCCUCCAGUGGGAGUCUCUAGCCCAUACCUGAAUUCUCACUUUCACAGGGAGGCUGGAAACAGCCAAAGGGCCACCAACAAAAGCCUCUUCCAGGCAGAGGUUUCUAGUCUCUAGCACCCCCUAGUAUGGGGCUGGGGCAGGGUGGACCAUGCUGGAAUGGGGGGGGGGGGGCAGGAGGGUUGCUUAGCAACCAGAGCCAAACCUCUUGCAGGGACACAUUGGGUUGCAGAGGGGAAAAGAGGUCCAGGGCUUACAGAGGGGCCCUGUGCGCUGGAUGGAAUUGCUUGGUGGGUUGAAUCUGGGCCACAGGACAUAUUUUGCCCAUCACUGCACUAGAGAAUGAUGAGAUGCCUUGGAAGUAGGUACCACAUACAUUUUUUAACAUAUCCAUAUCAAAAUCUGGUCUUCCUAUCUAGUAAAUCCACUGGAUUUUCCAUUCACAGUCUCAGCCACCAAGUAUUCUCCUGGAGUAGUGGCUCUCAACCAUUUAGGAUUCAAGGCACCCUUUGGAAAAUGCCAGUUCUUAAUUUUCACUUAGUUGUUUUUGACUACAAAAAAAUAAUAGAGCCAUUCUUCUGUUGCAAAGAACUCAGAAGGGCCACAAUAGGUCAGAAUGGUUUAAUAACUAUGAAUUCCUAUUUGAAAUGUCUGGGUUUAUCUUGUGAAUCAUGUUUGCACAUCUAACAGUGCUGACACUGCAUAGCACCCCAUAGCAACCUUGAAAGGAUUUCAGGGCACCCAGGGUGCUUAAUCAUCUACCCACCUCACCUCUCUUGUACCCUCCCUACACCCCAGCUCAUCUAAAUUGCCUUGAUCAGCAAUUAAAUCCCGUCCCCCCCAAGAAACUGGAUGCAAUUCUGACCCCUACAAAAUGCAGUCUCAAUUUUCCUUCUCCCAGACCCCUGUACCCUGGGAGUCAGUCCCAGGAUUUUUGGUUCAGCCAGUUCCAGUCUCCCUACCACCAGCUCUAGCGUAAAUAUUAAUUCUACCUCAGGCUCUUGUUCCUGUCUGUUGCCUUCACUAUGCUAAAAUUUGCUGUUUAUGCCCCCUCUGCAUUUGAGUCAGGCUGUUUCCUCUUCUGUGCUGUUUUGAUGCCAAGAAGUGAGAUUUCUAAAAUAUGGAAUAAAAGUCCAUUUGCGCUCAGUUUUGGUACCGAGCGCCCCAGCAGUUUCAGGAAUAAUGGUAGAGAAAAUGCUGUUAAUCCCUUAAUCCUUUUGAAUGGAGCAUGUCCAGUGCAGAUGGAAGUGUUGUAGAAUCUAGCUAGCAAACCUUAGAGGUGUCUAUAUAGAGUUUCUACUGAACACAUGUAAACCAAUUUCUCAGAGUCAUAUCUUGGCAAAAUUUGGGCAAAUUUUCAUAGAUAAGGCAAAAAAAGUAUACCCCUCUGCCCAAAUUCAUGCCUCUACUACAAAGCAUGGAUGCAGAAGAGAUUUUUAGCCAAAUGGUUAUAAGACUUUUUUCUUUAAAUAGGAUAAAUAACAUGUAUUCCACUAAUUUCAUUCUUGGAAAGAGCUUGAACCACUUUUGCUGGAACAUUCCAAAAUAAUUCAGCCUGAAGCAGAAAAUCAGCAUGAAGAAUUUCAGCCCAAACUGUUAAAGUUUGCUAAAGUUAUAAGCAACAGGGUCUUAUAAUUUAAAUGUUAAAUAUAGGCAGCACAGCCUAGUCUGCCUAUAAUAAUGCUUUCCUGCCAGCAGCUGAAGAUAGUGCAAUAGAAUCUCUUGAUGAUGUCAUCCUGCUGAAGCUGAUGACAGCAUGCAGGGGGCUUUUUGGCUCAUGGACUUGAACUGAAACUUUGAAAGUAAGAUAUAAACAGCCUUCAGGGAACACAUUUUAAACUUGUCAUAAAUUGGUAAGACCCUGUGCCCAUAAUUUUAUACAGUAUAUUAUAUUCUGGUCCUUUGAGGGAUAAAGUCAGGAAUAGUAUACAAGAACUUAGAGAAAAAUUUCAAGUAGGGAAGAUGUCUUGUUCUUGCUUUGUUUUUCAUUAAUUUCCAGACACUUAGGCUAAGCAUAGAAAUUACACAUACACCAGUAUAAGUGAACAGAAACUUGUCUAAACCUGCAACAGAACAGAAAUUCAGUGUACAUAGACUGGUUUAAAAAUGGCAGAACCUGGUUUAAGAUAGACCUGGAUAGGUGUAGUAUCAGGUUUAAUCAUUUUAGAAUAAACGAGUUUAUUUAACUUCUGUUCAAGAUCACUUCCUAACUCAAGUUAGAUCACAGUCCCCUGGCAUCCCAGGAUGCUUUGUGCUUCUCCCAAAUCUCCCCCUUUGCAGGGUGGGUGAACUAACCUCCACUAGUAGUCCACAGCUCUGACUGAGCCAGGCAGGUCCCAACUCCCGGCUGUCUCAGAGCUGAGGCAGCAAAGCCUCAGGUCCCCAGCCCUGUUUCCUGCCUGCACCUGUCAGUCCAGCAUGGCAGUGCAGGGUAAGGUAGGAGAAUGGAGCCCCCUGCCCUAGCCCUGGGCUUCCUCCAGUUUGGGGCUGCCUAGCUGGGUGGGCCCCUGAACCAUGAAGUGUUCUCUCCCGUGUCAGCAGGGCUGACUGGAUAGCCUUGUCCCCUGCAAGUCUCUGUCUCUGUCCCACAAUAGCAGGGGAGGAACAAAGCCCCCAACCCCCAUCUUGGAACCCCCAAACUGAGGUCUUCUCCAUUGGGGGGGGAUGCCCAUGCCAUGGGGGUUUUUCUCCUGUCCCCACCCAGCUAGGCCAGCUCCAUAGAAGGAAGGAUCUGGUCCCACUAUGCAGCACAAGCCCCCUGAGCUGCCUGGCACAUCUUGAAAGCUGCUGCUAGUACCAGGCUCCAGUAGGAUGUACCAGGUGACCUCGUGGGCUUGUGCUGAGCAGCAGGGAUGGGAGCAAUCCAUAGAGGGAAGGAUCAGGCCCUGCUGCCUGGUGUGGGCCUCCUGGGCUGCCCAGUAUAUCCUGCCAGAGCCUGGCAUCAGCAGGCAGAUGGUAAAUGUGCCAGAAAGUCUGGAAGUCUUGCAGACAGCAAGGAUAGGAGCACUCCAUAGAAGUAAGUAUCCUGCAUAGUGCAAGCCCCCAAACCAUCCAGCAUGUCCUGCUGGCUGUUACUGGUUCUGGCAAGACACAGGAAGCCUGGGAGGCUCAUGCCAGGCAGCGGGGCCCAGUUCUUCCCUCUAUGAAACACUCUGGUCCUUGCACUUCAAGCCCCCAGUGCUCCCCUCAGCUGGGUAGACCUCAGAUCAGGGAAGCUGAGACCAGGGUCGGGGGUUUCAUUCCCCACCCCCCUGUCCUGUGGGUUAUAGGCAGAGACUCAAAGGGGGCAGGGGUGUUCAGACAGCCUGGCCCAGCCAGGCAGGGGGGCAGGAAAAGCUCCCAUGGCAUGGGUCUCCCCAUCUGGGAGGACCCCAGCUUGAGGGGGGCAAGGCUGGGAUGGGGGGCUUUGUUCCUUCCUCCCCCCUGCAAAUCAGAGGCAGAGACUUGCAGGGGGCAGGGCUGUGCAGCCAGUUUGACCAGGCAGGGAUAGGGACUCCGCCCCCCCCCCCCCCCACACCCUGUGGUGGAGGUUUUCCCCAGCUGGGCAGGCCCUGACUCUGGGGGUGGGGGGCUCCAUUUUUCCAUCCUCUACAGUGGGGGGUAGCAGGGGAUUGGGGGCAUGUUCCAGGCAACCAAUGAAGGAUGCCCCCCUCUUCUAUGCACUCGGGUGCCUUUGGUAAUGCCCAGCAUGCUGGGAGGCAUGCAAGAGCCCCCACCCUCUCACACCACCGCCUUCUGCCUUCAGCUGGUGCAGGCAUCUGCCUGUCUUCUCCAACCAAAGAGUGAACGUGAGUUCCAUUAGUUAACGGUCCAAUCUACAUAGAUUAAAGAAACCUGUGAAGAUUGGAUCAAUUCCCCCUCAGGCUUUUUGACUGUAUUUAGCACUAGUCUCUUCCAAAAUUGUUUUUAGAAAAUAGUCAGGAAGAAAUUUUCACUGAUUGCUGUCUGUAACAUCAUCAUACUAAAAGCUGCAUUGGCCAAUGCCUGCUUACUGAAGGCCAAAGACCCUUCUGCAUUUUUGGUAUGGGUGCUUUUAUCCAUGAAGAAACCACUGUUCUAUUAGAGUUGACUGUAAAUAUAUUUGAGGUUUCAUUAAAUGUUGGAUUGUGCCUUUUAGUAGAGGCAGGGUCCAGAAUGUAAAAGGACAUAUGUUUUGUUUCUAAAUUUAUGACUAGCAUGACUGAAUCAAGUCUCCUAACCCCAAUGUACCAUGAAUGCCAGUUGUCCUUUGGGAAUUAGUUUAAGGCCUCUGCUUUAGAAGUUGCAAUUUUCCUUUUUCUGACAAUCAAUCUAUUUUCACUUCCUUCUUAUAAAAUAUUUUUCAGAAGGUUGCUAUGAUAUAAUUUUGACAGUCUUCUAAUUUCUGGACCAGAGUCAGUCAGGCUUCAGGCCUGUUUUUGAGACAGAAGCUGCUCUGACAGGAGAUUUCAAAAUAGUUUCAUAUCAUGUUUUGCCUGCUACAUGUGUCAGCCUAUAUGAGCACUUGUGCAAACUUAAUCUUCUUUCCUCAAGACCAAUCCUGUUCCCCUUGGAGAGUUAUAUAGCUCUCCUAUAGCAUAGAAUAUACUAUGCUGAAGGAUGCACGUUACAGUCCGAAUCAUACUUUGUCUACAGUCUAAAUGCUGAUAUCUAAAUGCUACUUACACAUCUAAACAUAGGUAUGUAAGAGGCACUUAAUGCUACAUAAGUGGAUUUUGGAUCCUAUUUCCACCUGUGGAACCUGGGAAGGUGUGUAAUUCUCUAAAACUUUAACUGAAGGUUAACCAGCUAGGAAGGAUGUUUGCCAGGAUUUGAACCCUUCCACAUUUUAUCCUAAUGGGAGAGUGGGGGACAGGGAGGGUAGGAAGCCUACAGGGAAUCUAAACCUACAUUUUUUACUUUCCAACACUUUCCAAAAUGCUCUAACCACCAACCAGGGUAGGUAGGGUUGAAAAUACCCUCCAUUCUCAAGGGGGGAAAUAUGUUGAGUCAGCAGGAGAGUAACCCAGAGAAAGUCUGGCUCUGUGAUUGAGAGAGAUGGGCAAUGCCCUGAAAGGGAGGCAGUGGAGGAUGUGGGUUUUGGUCCCUGCUCCUGCCCACAAUGGUGUUUCUGCUUUUUUACAUUUAACAUGGCAGUUAUUAAGAAGGACAAGUCUUGUCACAAAGGUGAAAAUAGGAUUUAAAAUCCAUAAAUGGAUUUUCAAGUCAAUACAUGGGCCAAAGUGCCACUUACUUGUCAAUGUUUAGUCAUGUUGACAGUUAAGCUUUUAGGCAAAAUAUGAUUUGGGCCAACAUGCCUCCAUCCUAUUCCAUGUUGAAGACAUGCUUAACUGAAUAGAGGAGGAGGAGAAAGAGGAGCAGAAAGGCCAACCCAUCUUUUUCCAAUAGUCUAGCAAUUACAGGACUGGACCAGGAAGUGGGAGACUCUGGAUCUAAUCUCUCCUCAGCCAAAUAGGGUUUGAAUCUAUAGUUCCUAGAGAAGUACUCUAACCACUAGCCUAUGGGCUAAGCAGGCUGAGUACAUUCUCCAUUCCUAAUGUUGCAGCUUGCCCACUCAGAGGAAAGGAAUACAAGCAUCCAGUCAAGAAAGAUAUCAAGCAAGAGGGAGCUUGGAUUUAGCCUAUUUAGCUCUCAGCGUUGGGAACACAAAACAGAAUCCAGGACUUUCUCCCUUCUAAAAAAAUAUUGUCCACACUGAGUUGCAGAUUCAGAUUCCCUCUUCCUUUUUCCUCUUCUGUCCCUCAUGAUAUGCACCGUGAUUUUCCUUAUCUGCCUUUUAACUUCUAGGUCAGGGGUAGACAACCCCCAGCAUGGGUACCAGAGCACAGCACAUAAAAGCAUUUUGCUUGGCACAUGUGCCUUGGGCCAGACAGGGAAGGGGCUGGGGCUGGCACAACAAGGUUGCCCCAACACAGAUUGGGCCCCUUAUGACUCCCCUGCCAUCUGUCCCUGGCACAUCAACAUCCUACAAGUCGAGGUUGCUGGUGUUUUUGGCACUCUGCCCAAAAACAUUUCCGACCCCUGUUCUAGAUUACUUCUAUAUGGAAUCAUCAGUGUUUAUAACUUUUGGAGAAUUGUCUCCAUGAGAAACCAUCUCUUUCUCAUGGUCAUCACAGGUACUUGAGCUAAAAGAAUAGCUUAAAAAUUAGGGGGUGUUAUCAGGGAAUUUCCAGGAGGGAAAUUCACAACUUAUGAUAACUUUAUUUGGAGUUGUAUACUCUCAGCACUUCUGAAAAUCCAGACUCUGGCUAACUUAAGUUGGGGACUCAAAAGAUGAGCUGCCAAAAAUCAGGAUUUAAUUUUUAGUAGCCAUAAGUAUAUACAUAGAAAUUUAUUGGAUUGGUCUUCAGUAUCCUUUUUAAGGUUCUCCUUUUUUUCCUACAUUUUUUCCAAAUGUAGAGAAAACUAUUGUUCGCCUUUUUACAUGGAAAUAUGAAUUUCCUGGUAACAUCUGAUUCUCUGUUAUGUACUUUCAGGAUUUGGUGAUAUUCUUCUAUUAUAUCUGCUAAGAUUUCUCUAUACAAUAACUUAUUUAAUAUGGUGGAUUUUUAUCUCAUGCUUGAUUUGCUUUAUAUAAAUGCCUGAAUUUACAGAAAGCACAUUCAUUUUUGGGGGAAUCUUCUUGUCCUCUGUCUUGAACAUUUACGCUGUCUACAGGUAAAGUUGGCUAAAUACCAUUUCUCUAAAAAGUGGAAAUUUUACUCCUCGUAAGACUGAUGGUCAUAAAUUCCCUGGUCACACUUCAGGGGGAAAAAAAUCCCAAUUACAUAGUAUCUUGUUGGGUAUGACAAUGUUACUCAUCUCAGGGUAGAAUUUUGUGAUUUUCCCACUUUUAAAUUGGAAACUGUACUACAGUGCCAUAUACAUUCAGAAUUCUUAUUUUGCAGGUCCAACUUAGUUUGGGUACCUGUGGGACUUCCCUUUGGAAGUGGGAUAGAGGAAUCUUCUUAGAAAAGUUAUUGCUGAUUGUAUGGUGGGAAGGGGCAGAAUGGAGAAAACAUUAGGAGAAAAAUAGAUCAAUCUACAUGCAUAUCCAUCUGCCUGAAAUCAUGGUGUAAUCGUCAUGUCUAAGAGGGCAUUCAUAAUUUCUUCAUUCACUCUAGGUAUCCAUGUCAGCAUGGGAUGAGGGUCUGGUUUCCCCUGAAUAAAUGGUUCACUUGAGAAAUUGUUAUUUGAAUUUUGCUACAGCAGUUUGGCCUUUUCUUUGGCCUAUUCUAAAUCAUUUUUUAAAAGAGAUGGAGCUUCAAAGUUAAUAGCUUUUUUUAAUAUUACUCUCUGUGGUUUCCACUGUUGGGAUAUAUGGCUCACAAAUAUGAAUGCAGAAUCCUUUAACUCACAGUAAUGUCUUCUGGGGCUAUACAGCUAAUCUUCAUGUUCUUGUUCCCCUUGGGUCUCCUUCACCCAGUGAGUUUAUAAAGAACACAGUGGACCUGACUGCCAGGUUUCUUGCAGGGCUGAUUGGUUUGGGAACCACUGCCAUAAACAAUUGGCUGAUCCCCCAAAGUCUUUAAUAGGUCCAGUUGUGCCUCAAAGAGAGAUCUUCAGAUGCUGCUGCUUAGCAUUGAUCAUCAUGUGGGGCUAAGCAAAAAGAGGUCCACAAGCAACUCUCUGCUUUCUCUUAACCAGCUCCAGUGUGUCCCCCAGGUGUGGUCGUGUACUUGCUCACCAUUUGCGGCAAGGAGGAGAACCAGUGGGUGCUCAGAGUCGACUACAAGAGCAGGUGGUGUUGAGUGGAUAGUGGCAAAAAUGGGAGCUUGGGACAUAACUGAGACUGGCAGCAACACCAUUCAAAGACCAAGAUAAUGAAGCUCUGAUACAAGAGGGUUCAAGAAUCCAGCUUCCUGUCCAUUGCCUGCAAAAUCAUGAUGCCUGGUAUGAGGAGCUCUCCCACAUCCUUGUGGGGGCAACUCUGUCUACCAGGACUACAUUUUGGACACCUCUUGUAGAACAUAGAAGAGGAAUUGGAUGCUAUCGUGGUGGCAAAGGUCCACACACACUCUGAGCAUGGUGAGGUUGAGUUUUAUGUGGAAACAUUAGCAAAGCUGCAGAAAGACCUGGAGCAAUCAAAAGAACAGUUCAUAUAGUGCACUAAGAAUCUUGAAUCUGUAAAACAGAAUAUUCAGGAUUUAAAAUAGGAAAUAAUUUUAUUGGAAAGAAAUCACAAAGAAAUGAUUGACAAGGUAUCAAGUCAUCACUGAUUUCCAAUGCCCUUCUGGUGUCUGAUUCACUUUUUUAUCAUAGAAAAAAUCUACUAUACAGAUUUUUAUGGAAGAAUGUUAAAUACAGCUUGUAAGAAUAUACAUAAAGAUGAUCACUGGGCAUGUCUACAUGAUACAUUUACUGUGUAGUCAAUUAAUUAGCUCCGCAAUAAAAUGUCACUGUCUAUACGUGCGGUGCUAUUAGGAUGGAGUAAACUAAUUAACUCUCCUGUAGGAUUCUACUACCAGACACAAGUAGUAUGCUACAGCAGACUUAUUUACUUCACUGCAAUACCUGUGAAAACACUGAUGGGGCUGGCUAGGGCAUAAGGGUGCUUCAGGGUAGGGGCUGGCUACUGGCUAGCUCUGCACUGGAGCAUCCUUGUGCCCCAGCCAGCCCCUCCAUGGCACGUUGAGUCAGGUUGUAGCAGCCCUGGGUAGGCAGGCUGACCCCGGGAACCUCCUACCAGCUGGGGCUGCUCCGCACUGGCUUAAUGUGCUGCAGUCCUGGGCAUGCAUGCAAACAUGGCUCCUGGGAGUAAUAAACUCCAGUGUGAACUGGUGAACACUGUGCCCGUCUCUGCUCAAGAAGGCGUUCUCGGGCAACGCUUGCACGGGCAGCUAAUCGGAUCUGCCCCAGUCUCGCAGGAGGGUCCCCAGAGGGUGCCCCGGAAGCCGGUAGCAGAUCCCCGAACCUCGCCGACCGAGGUCUCGGCUGGGCCCACAGCAGGGGGGUCCCCCUCUCUGUGGCCUCCAGUGCCAAAGCGCCCCUGGGCGGGUUCUCAUGGGGCUCCGACCUCCCCUACACCCCAGCCAACACCACCUUUGGUCGCGGACCUUCUGCUCCUCGUCCCCAGCCCGAGGACUGUGCAUCGUGGGCCCUCUUGCCCUUGCGGGUUUCUUUCCCGAUGCCCUCGCUGGCAUCUCUGCCGACACUUCCCCGGUUCCCUCACCGGUGGUUCCCGCCGGCUCUUCUCCAGUUCCCUCAUCGGUGGUUCCUGCUGGCUCUUCCCCGGUUACCUCACCGGAAUUCCUGCCGGCUCUAUCCCGGUUCCCUCACCGGCGUUCCUGCCGGCUCUUCCCCAGUUACCUCACCGGCAGUUCCAGCUGGCCCUCUCUCUGGGUUCCUCCUCGGCACCUCCACUGGCUCCCUCGUCAAUUUCGCUGCUCCUCCUCGGCGCCGUGGCUCUCCCAGCCUCCGCUGCUCCCGGCGCUGCUGCAGCCUAUCCGGCCCACGGCAAAGGCUCCGUGCGGGUGCCUGGUUCCGGCCCUGGGCUUCCCUCCAGGCCUCGCGUCCUCCCGCAGUGCACCCCCUCUGCCUUUGGGGCUGAAUUUUAUUUCCGCCGAGCGGCGCCUCUCUCUGACGUCACUCCACUCCAGCUGUAUGAAAGCGCGGCUCACGAGCCGUGCGGGUGGUUCCCCGGCCUGCACGCCGCUACCACUCUCACCUCCUGUGAAGCAUAAACGAGCGUUUCCUCUGGCUCUGGGCCGGGGUCUCCUUCUAGCCCCGUUGUCCCUGGGACAAACCCACAUAAUGGUGUGGUGAAAUCUAAAAGUUUUACUAGUAGUGGGUUGGAACACACAACUGUUGACAUAGUAAGAAACCUAAAUGAAUGCCAAUCAUAUUACUUUUUCCUGUAUAUGUCAUAUAUAUGUUAUAAUGUCAUAUAUAUAUUUUAUAAAGAAAUUCUUUAAAAA